AUGGCAAAAAAACAAAAAAAUAAAAAUGGCAUUGAUCGUCCCAUUUCUUUUGCAGACAAUGUAAAUACAGUUUAUGGGAUAAUACAAAGCCCACUUGGACAGGGACAAUUUGUGGUUGAGUGUUCUGAUUCUAUCAAGCGUAUUGCUAAAGUAAGGGGAAAAGACUAUAAAAGAGUGUGGAUUCAACCAAAUGAUAUUGUUUUGCUUAGCUUAAGAGAAGGGAAUAAUGAAAGGGCUGAUAUUGAAAUAAAAUACAUGCAGAAAGAAAUUAAAAUUUUAAAAGAUAAUGGCUACAUAGAAGAUACUUUUACAAAUGCUAGUAAUGAUAAUAUAAAGAUAGAUUUUGACAGAAUAUAA
This is a messenger RNA of Vairimorpha ceranae, 357 nucleotides long. RefSeq names its product eukaryotic translation initiation factor 1a. The record is from RefSeq and is a predicted model, not a curated record. The coding region runs from base 1 to 357 and encodes 118 amino acids. NCBI's taxonomy places the organism in Eukaryota, Fungi, Microsporidia, Nosematidae. Gene Ontology annotation, biological process: translational initiation. Gene Ontology annotation, cellular component: cytoplasm. Gene Ontology annotation, molecular function: RNA binding; translation initiation factor activity. The transcript has a single exon.